Diversispora eburnea is the source of this 699-nucleotide messenger RNA. The record is from the annotation of a GenBank genome assembly. Lineage: Eukaryota; Fungi; Glomeromycota; Glomeromycetes; Diversisporales; Diversisporaceae.
AUGAUACCAUCUAUUGAUAUUAUUAUCACUGGUUUGGAAAUCUUAUUAGAACCAUUUAAUUAUCUUAUGGCAAAUCCAGGAAAAGAAAUUAGAUCAAAAUUUAUUGAUGCAUUUGAUCAUUGGCUUAAUGUUCCUAAAGAUAAAUUGGCAUUAAUCACCACUGUAGUUGAAAUGUUACAUACUGCUAGUCUUUUAAUUGAUGAUGUAGAAGAUAAUUCAAUCUUGCGAAGAGGGGUUCCAGUCGCACAUUCAAUUUAUGGUAUUCCUGCUGCUAUUAAUUGUGCAAAUUAUAUUUAUUUUCUUGCAUUAAAUGAAAUUCGAAAGUAUAAUGAUCCAAACAUGUAUUCUAUCUAUACUGAGGAAUUAUUAUGUCUUCACCGUGGUCAAGGAAUGGAACUUUAUUGGAGAGAUACAUUGACAUGUCCUACAGAAUCUGAAUAUAUUCAAAUGGUUUCAAAUAAAACUGGAGGAUUAUUACGUUUAGGUGUCAAACUAAUGCAAGAAGCCAAUAUUUUAAAACAGCAUACAACCUCUAUCGAUCUAAAACAUUUCGCAGUAAAACUCAUGAAAGAAUCAGGUUCCUUUGAAUAUACUCUUAAUUAUUUAACCCAAAUAGAUCAAUAUGUACGUGAUAUGAUUCAUAAAUUAGGUGGAAAUUCUAAGUUAGAAUGUAUUAUGGAUUUGUUAAAUGUGAAAUAA